CCUCCGCGCGUAUCAAAACGGGAGGCGGGAAGCGAGCUCGCGGCCACCAACCUCUUUAGUUCCCUCCCCACCCCCCCCCCCCCCCCGCCACACCACGCGAAGCCUAAUGGAGGCGAGGAAGGGAGCCGCGCGCGUGCCCAGGGUGGUCGCCGUCCUCGCCGGGCUGCUCGAGCGCGCCGCCGAGCGUGGCGACGGCGACGGAGAUGGCGCCCCGGCGUCGCCGUUCCGGGGGCGGACGAGGCCGGGGAUCGCCGUGCGGCGGUACGCGGAGCGGAUAUACCGGUACGCGGGGUGCAGCCCCGCGUGCUUUGUGGUGGCCUACGUCUACCUCGACCGCCUCGCCCAGCGCCGGGAGGGGGAGGAGGCGGCGGCGGCGGCGGAGGCCUCGGUGGUGGGCGUGGACUCGUACAGCGUGCACCGGCUGCUCAUCACCAGCGUCAUGGUCGCCGCCAAGUUCAUGGACGACAUCCACUACAACAACGCCUACUUCGCGCGCGUGGGCGGUGUGGAGGUGGCGGAGAUGAACGGCCUGGAGCUGGAGCUCCUCUUCGCCCUGCGCUUCCGCCUCAACGUCACGCCCGACACCUUUGCGCGCUACUGCGCCGCGCUCGAGGGCGAGAUCAUGACCAUGUCCGCCGUCGAGGGGCCCGUGCCGCCGCCGCGGGCGUCGCCUUCGUCCCCGGAGGAGGAGCCCAAGGAUACCACCAUGGUUAACGUUGCGAGCAGAUCAGCCUUCGCGGCGGCUCAAAGAGCAGUGGAGACGAUCACCCAGUGACCGACCCAGUUGCUUUGCUUGUGCGCGCGCGAUUCUUUCGUUCCUUCGUUUAGGUUUCAUUAGUUCGCUGUUGAUCUAUCAUGUUCGUGUGUCUACGUAUAAUUGCAUGCGGUUGCAUGCAUGUCCAUGGGCUAACUGCAGGCUGAUCGAGAUUAGUUGUACAGCAGUUUUUUUCGGUACGUUGGGCCGGCCGGUUUGGAG
This is a messenger RNA of Phragmites australis (common reed), 976 nucleotides long. RefSeq names its product cyclin-P4-1-like. The coding region runs from base 107 to 775 and encodes 222 amino acids. The transcript has 2 exons. Gene Ontology annotation, molecular function: protein kinase binding. The record is from RefSeq and is a predicted model, not a curated record. Lineage: Eukaryota; Viridiplantae; Streptophyta; Magnoliopsida; Poales; Poaceae. Gene Ontology annotation, biological process: regulation of cyclin-dependent protein serine/threonine kinase activity.